AUGGCCACCAAGUAUACGCGUCUAGGCAUCCGACUAAGAAUUAUGACGGCGAUUGCUUGGAAGACUAGAGACCAGACGCGUACAAAUGCGGUAAGACGCAUGUUUCCACAGCGAAAUAAAGACCGGACUCGACUCAACCUUUUGGAAUCACCACUUUGGACUGCAAGAUCAGCUAUCAAUAUGGAUGUUUACUACUUUUACAGCUACGGCACUGCAGCAUGGCUAGCGACCCAAGCCGCGCCUCUCAUCGCCUCUCCGACUAUGAUAGUAGCAUUGCUCUCCCCCGAGGUCCGCGAAGCGUCGACCCUCGAAGUCUACUUCUCCCGGACACUAGGCUUCACACUCAUCACAUUGGGCAUCUUGACCGUCUUGCUCACGGGCUCCGUACCCCUGUCUAGUCGCUUAUCAGAAGGCGCAACAACCUCAGCCGCUGAUCCCAAAGCCCCAUACGCACUGCCCACACUCACCAUCACUGCCAUCUUUCACGCCGCCUACGCCUUUUACGGUUACACCAUGUGGACGAAAACUGGCGUUAUCUCCUUCGGUCUAGGUACCCUAGGAAGUGGCUUCUUGGCUACAGUUGCAAUGUGGUGUAUCUUGUUUGCAAGCAGUGACGGCAGGAUCAGCAGGAAGACUGGGGCGGAUAAGAGGACGAGUGGGUACCCGUUCAAGAACAGUGUGUCUGAGAAGAGGAAGGGAAGGUAG
This is a messenger RNA of Plenodomus lingam JN3, 705 nucleotides long. RefSeq lists its product as uncharacterized. The record is from RefSeq and is a predicted model, not a curated record. NCBI's taxonomy places the organism in Eukaryota, Fungi, Ascomycota, Dothideomycetes, Pleosporales, Leptosphaeriaceae.